Messenger RNA from Odocoileus virginianus texanus, 2986 nucleotides. It is a transcript of the gene LYG2, whose product is annotated as lysozyme g2. NCBI's taxonomy places the organism in Eukaryota, Metazoa, Chordata, Mammalia, Artiodactyla, Cervidae. Gene Ontology annotation, biological process: peptidoglycan catabolic process; defense response to Gram-positive bacterium. Gene Ontology annotation, molecular function: lysozyme activity. Gene Ontology annotation, cellular component: extracellular region. The record is from RefSeq and is a predicted model, not a curated record.
GGCGGGCAAGUAUGCAUGCUGGUGUUUAAAAGCUCCUCCACGGCACAAGAGCUGCACUGAAGGCGGUGGAUUGAAGCCAGGAAGAAGGAAAUUUGCUCAUGAAUUUUCUAACUGAAACCAACCUAUGUUACAGGACCAAGGCCACCACUGUGUAAAGUCCUGACAGGUUGCUGCUGAGUUCAGAAGACCUUCUCAAACAGAGACGAGAGAUUUUUCUCUGCAAAGUCCCAAACCAGGUGCUGGAGGAUACAAGUCACCACCUACCAUGCUAUCUUUUGCCCUCUUUGGGGGCCUUUUUGUCCUCAUUGGCACUUCCAGGGGCUCACACGCCUCCACUCACACCAUGAGUCCUCGCCUGCACUUCCGCCUGUACCAUGGCUGCUACGGCGACAUCAUGACCAUGGACACCCCUGGUGUCCCCUGUGAUAACACCAGGCUGGUUGCCUGCGGCAUCCGUGGUUCUGAGAUGUUUGCGGAGAUGGAUUUGAAGGCCUUACAGUCUUACCAAAUUCUGAUCAAAGAAAUUGGACUGCGGCACUGCGUGGACCCUGCUCUCAUUGCAGCCAUCAUCUCUAGAGAAAGUCAUGGUGGAACCAUCCUGCUGGAUGGCUGGGACCACACAGGACUUAAAUUUGGCCUGAUGCAGCUUGAUAAAAAAAUUCAUCGUCCUGUUGGUACCUGGGAUGGCAAAGAACACCUUUUGCAGGCUGUUGGGAUUCUCACAGACAGAAUUAAGGCAACCCAGAAAAAAUUCCCCGGCUGGAGUGCGGCUCAGCACCUCAAAGGUGGUCUCUCAGCCUUCAAGUCAGGAACUGAAGCCAUUGCCACCUCCGCAGACAUACAGGCUGACUAUGUCAAUGAUAUUUUAGCCCGAGCUAAAUUCUAUAAGAAACACGGCUUCUAGACAAAGCUCCACGGCUAGGCCAGGCCGGCAGGUACUCAUACGGCCCCUUUGAGGAUUUGAUAAGGUUGUGUUGUACCCAGUGCUGGCAAAGGAAUGGUUACACUUAAGACAAAAAAUCCAUUUCCUACUCUUCUUCAUGCAAAUAAGCAUAAAAAAAAAAAGAAAAUCCCCCCAGUUCACAUUAUGGUUCCUGUGAGAUAUAUAUAGAUAUAUGCAUAAUUACUGUGCAGUAAAAGUGAAAAUCAUAGUAAGUGAUGUAUUCUUACCAUAUUCUUAGGAAUAAGUCUACCUACUCCAGCAGGGCCUCAUUUUAGCCCACGAUUUUUCUUUUCUUGACUACACCACACGGCAUGUGGGAUCUUAGUUCCAUCAGGAGGGAUCGAACCUGUGCCUCCUGCAGUAGAAGCACAGAGUCUUAACCACUGGACCACCAGGAAGUCCUAGCUCAUGAUUUCAAUGCCCACCUACUCCUUGUCUUACCAGAAUUACUAAUAAGAAGAGAGCCUGACCUGAGCCUUGGACCUCCUCCCAGCAUCUGCUCAAGCCCCUAGAGCUUUGCUUGUGAGGGGUGCCUGAUUCAUAAGCCAAGCCAGGAGACAGUGGAGAAACCGUCAGAUUCCCAGGGUGGAAUUCAAGCUCUCUGGGCACCUGAGAGCCAAUCUCGGUGAAGCUCAUCCUCCUCAAGGGACGUACACCGCAUCCCUCAGGCCCACUCCUGCCUCCUAUGUCUUCUUCCUCUUAUUUGCUGAAGAUCCAGGGACUGGCUUCUUUUCUUCCCUUUUUUGUCAGUAGUUGCUGCCACAUGCUCUUUCAAGGGGUCAAUUCUCCACAAAACGUGGCUGAAGAUAAGCAUAUUGGGCCUGAAUUUGUUAUGGUUCUUGGGUGCAAGUAAAAGCCAAUCCUUGAAAUUUUAAACAAUAAAAGGAAAUUACUGAAAGACUAUCAAAGGCUCACUGAGCCAAUGAGAAGAUCAAGGACAAGAAGAGAAACCGGGCAACUCUGGACUCUGGGUAGCAGGAACCAGCUGAGCAUGCUUUGUAUCACCCCACUGCAUGAGUGAACUAGUGCGCUCACUGCAUAAAUGAACUCCAGCGCCUUUUUCUCCCAUCCUUUCACCACUCUGUUUCACUUUCAUCAUCCAAGGAGAGAGACUCCGAUGGACUAUCUCAGGUCAUACUCAUACCUAGGGGCUGGCUGCUUUGCUUUUUGGUCUUGCUCAGACCACUACCAUGGAGAAGAGACAUUCCUCCUGAAGGAAACCUCAGGUAGAGUGUGGCUUUUACUUCCAUACUCAGGAGAAAACACCAGUAACGUGUUGGACUGUUAAGUUCUCAAAGUCCCUGCCGAUAUGGUCCCUGCUGGGCCUUUAGCUUCCUUCAGAGAUGUUUGAUGAAUGUUUCUAAGAAUCACUUAUUUUUCUGAGGAGGAAUCAAAAUCAUACCCACCUGACUUCCCUGGUCCAGUGGAUAAGAAUCUGCCUGUCCAUGUAGGGGACAGGGGCUCGAUCCCUGGUCCGGGAAGAUCCCACCCGCUCCAAGACCGCAGUGUCUGUGUGCUGCAACAGCUGAGCCCUUGUGCCUCACAGCCUGCGCUCCCCAGAAAGAGAAGUCACCGCAGGGAGGAGCCCUGGCACUGCAGCGAGGAGUAGCCCCCACUCUCGAGACUAGAGAAAGCCCUCCAGCAGCAACCAAGGCUCAACACAGCCAAAAAAAUCACACCCACCUACAUCUGAGCCCCCCUGGAGAAAGCCAGGUAAACCCUCUCUGCUCAGUGACCUCUGAACCCUGCCUGAAGAUUUGACCCAGGCAGAACUGGGACCCCGUGUUUCACUAGGGCAGAGCCAACAGUGUGAUAGCCCUGCAGUACACAGGCCAGCAUCUUCUGUGAUCAGAUGAGGGCCAUGCUGUAUCAGCUGUUAAAUACUUUGAUUAUUAUCUCUGCAUAGAGGCAAUCCAGGACACUUUUAGACAUUCACAUUGCUCAAGAGUGGUUUCUUCUGUGGGGGAAACCACAAACAUGUUCUCCGUUUAACUGCAAACUCCUUCAAUGUCUCCACUAAAACAAUAAAGUACACCCAGAUGA